Molecule: messenger RNA, 5098 nt
Organism: Armigeres subalbatus
Lineage: Eukaryota; Metazoa; Arthropoda; Insecta; Diptera; Culicidae
Gene: Rfx
Product: DNA-binding protein RFX2
Exons: 11
Coding region: 913-3804 (963 amino acids)
Biological process (GO): regulation of transcription by RNA polymerase II
Molecular function (GO): DNA-binding transcription factor activity, RNA polymerase II-specific; RNA polymerase II cis-regulatory region sequence-specific DNA binding
Source: RefSeq, a predicted model, not a curated record
AGCACGAUUGUCGCCUUGGCAACCAAAGGUGAAAAACGAAAAACAAAAUAAAGUGCUCCGACGAAACGAAGACGACCCGCAGAGAUCCGGACAGUUUUUUGAUUUUUCCGAAAAAAAAGUCGGACCACGUAAAUCGAAGUUCCAACCGUGAGGUGUGCCAUCGAAGAGGUCUGUUUGCUGGCGGUUUGGUGUUUUUUUUCGUGUCGCGAAUCCGCCGGGCUGAUGGGGCUGUGAAAAGUUGCGAUUCGUUUUUUUCUUUUCGCGUAGUGAGCAAUGUCUUGAAGCGUGUCAACUCUGCACGGCCUGCUUAGGUGGGAGUUUGCCCUACCGUUCUUUGCAUUGUUGUGCAAUAGAAGCAUCGGAAAACGGAAUCGUUCCAGCAGGUGAAAGUGCUUGCAAAGUACCCUGGAAGAGUACUGUGCUUCCUAAACGAAAACGUUUCUUUUGGGGAGGUCGUUUUCCGUGACAAAUUUGCAGUUGAAUGGUGUGGUGUUUAUGUUUAACACUUGGAGGGGAAUAAUAAAGGAAGAGCAGUGAUUUGCAUUGAAUAAUUUAAAUUUGUGUUGUGAGUGAGAGCAGGCUCAGCCUUAGGAUGAAGCUUCUAUCUGACGCAUGUUUGAAGCAGUGAGGAAAGGAUCCGGCCUAGAAUGAUGUUUCCUACUCGCGUAAUCACCCGACAGCCUUAAAUCUGCAACCACAGCGUUUCAUCUUACCGUUUACCAACCAAAUUGUGCAUGAAUAUUCAAUAAAGCCCAGUACCAUAUCAUACCGUAACCAAUCCGUACUAUUCACAUAACACAAAACUGAUACAGGGUUCGAAAAAAAUAUCCAUCCGACACAUAGUUCAUAUAUCCAUAGCUAGCUUAGAAGCUCAAUCAAUCGAAUCCCGAUUUCAAGUCUUAAAAAAGCACAAUGGCCACCCGUUUAGCCACGCAGCGUAGUUUUAUAACAGUUACCCCGAUCGCAAACGCUACCCCCACUGCAGCGACUACGGCACCGCCGACUUCUUCGCCCAGUCCCGGUGGUGGCACAGGAGGUUCUCCUUCUAGUGAUGGCUCAUCGAUAGUCGUGAACUCUCCGACGUCGACGGUUCCUACCGUUACGGUCGUUCCCACAACUGCGCUCAAAAAUGGUACAGGAAAAUCAAUAUCUAAUCAAUCGCCGGUAGCGGCUGGCACCACUGCACCUGCCGUCAUACCAACCAGCUUGAUCGCCAAUAACCUUAGCAUUGCAAAUCUUCUAGGCACAGUCAAUGGCAACUUGACACUGCAGCAGAUCAUCCAGCAGUGUUCUUCAUUGCAGAAGAAAAUCGUAAUCCAUCCCAACGGAACCGUCAUCGACAUCGUACCGAUCGACGAGGCUGAUUCGCCUGAAGACUCCAAAAUGGGCGUGCAGCUGGAGGUUGGCGACGGUUCAGAGACAGCGCCCUCCUCAGUCAAUGGUACCGAGCAGCAGCACGUGACAGCGCAGGUGGCCGUUGUGCAAGCGCAGAGUCCAACCGAAGUGAGCCCUCGGUACAUCACGCUGACCGCAACGGAUCAGGAAUGCACGGCGGCAGUGGUAGCGGCGGAAGUGGACGAAGACGAUGUUCGCUCGUACGCCUCGCUGACGGCGGUUGACGUGUCCUCUCCGGAAAAUGUCCAAAAUCAUCACGGAUAUGUUCAGUACGUCGACCCCGAUAUGUACACCAGCGGUCAAAGCCAAACACAGAUGCCCUAUCCAAUAUAUGCAGUCGGUGACUACAGUUCCUCCGGCGGUCAGCAGUAUUACAGUACCGGCGGCAAUGGUGCAAACACAGGCAACGGAAACACCAGCGCCGCUACCGGCGGCACCGGAACCGGUAAUUACAGUGCCUCAUCUGGCAGUUCGCACUCCUCGAAUGGAACCGGCGGCGGUGGAUCGAAUGGAAGUGGUUCUUCGGGAGGCGGUGGGAACGGCGGUGGCGGUGGCAAUGGCGGGGGAGGAAACGGAAACACCAAUCAGUACAUUGUUCCGGUGGAUGAAGCCACACUGCUCGGCUCUGCGGCCACAAACGGAGCCCACCAGCGCGAUUCACCGCAAGCCAUGACGGACGUUGCCUCGUACCUACAGUCGCAUCAGGUGUCACACCACUCAAACUCGACGACGCCUACUCCGGACAUAGAUCCAACGCCCAGUCUAAGCCACGCGACGCGGGUCUCUCCAGCGACGGUCGCCUGGCUGGUGGAUAACUACGAGAACGCCGAGGGAGUCAGUUUGCCACGGUCCACGCUGUACAACCACUACAUGCGCCACUGCAACGAGCACAAACUGGAUGCGGUCAAUGCGGCAAGCUUUGGAAAACUGAUCCGAUCGGUUUUCACCGGACUGCGAACGCGCCGGUUGGGCACACGUGGGAACAGUAAGUACCACUACUACGGGAUUCGAAUUAAGCCGGGUUCGUCGCUGAACAACACCAUGGAUGACCAGAAGCCAAUGAAUGCUAGUCAUAUGAAUAAUAAUAAUAGUCAUAGUCACAACCAUAAUACCAUGGGUGGCGGCGGAGGGCACGGUGCCGGAUCAGGAGGAAUGGGACACGGUGGCUCGAUGAAUCAUCGUGGAUCGAAAAAGGGCUUGAUGAAGAACGAAAUUCCCGAGUCCUGUACACAGUAUUUGGGAGAUGCAUCCGGUGCCAUCCCACAGUUCCCGGUGAUUAGUCUGAAUCACCCUUUUCCUGAGGAUAUUAGUUUAGAGGACGUCGAUACGCUGCGGUCAAUUUACCGCGAGCACUGCGAAGCCUUCCUGGAUGCCAUAAUGAACUUGGAUUUCAACACGAUCGAGUCGCUUUGGCGCGAGUUUUGGCGGGCGGAGAACAAUAACAACAAUGCAGACGAAUGCGAGGAGGAAAAGUAUCUCAGCAAGACGAAGCUGUACGUGCUGACGCAGUGCGAGCCAAUUCAGGAGUUUAUCAAACAGGUCGAUUUCAUGUUCUACCAAAACAUGGUGGAGGUACUGAUUCCGGACGUUUUGCGUCCAAUCCCGACCGGGUUGACUCAGGCGAUUCGUAACUUUGCCAAAAAUCUCGAGAGCUGGCUCUCUUCUGCGAUGAGCGGUUGUCCAGAGUCGAUUGUGACCAUCAAACUGUCUGCUGUGGCUGCAUUUGGGCAGACGCUUCGUCGGUAUACCUCGCUGAACCAUUUGGCACAAGCGGCCAGAGCUGUGCUGCAGAACAGCACCCAAAUCGCCCAGAUGCUCAACGAUCUCAAUCGAGUCGAUUUUCGGAACGUGCAAGAGCAAGCCUCAUGGAUCUGUCAGUGUGAUACGACGACGGUGCAGCGGUUGGAGAACGACUUCAAAGCAGCCCUUCAGCAGCAGAACACCCUGGAACAGUGGGCAAGCUGGUUGCGAGCGGUGGUGGACGAUGCACUGGAAGAGUAUCGCGGCAAACCCUCGUUUGUGAACGCCGCUAGGCAGUUCCUGCUCAAGUGGAGUUUCUACAGCUCAAUGGUGAUUCGGGACCUGACGCUUCGUUCGGCGGGAAGCUUUGGCAGUUUCCACCUCAUACGGCUGCUGUACGAUGAAUAUAUGUUCUUCAUUAUCGAACAUAAGGUGGCGGAAGCGACGCAAACUACACCGAUUGCGGUCAUGGGUGAGAAAGAAGCCACCAGCAAUGGUCGCCAGCUAGUGCACUCGCAGCAGCAUAGUCACCUUCAUCAACAGCAGCCACACCAGCAACAACAUUCCCAGCAAACACAUCCGGACGACAUGAGCAGCAUGCUGUACACGUCCGACUUUGAGAUGGUGAACGUGAAGAUGGAACCGAGUGCGAAGCGCAUGCGCAGUUAGUCAAUUUUAUCCACAACCGGUGCUGUUGGCUUCCAGCAUCAUCAACAGCAUGCGGUUGCUUUGCUGGCCCAAUGUCAGCGUGACAAAAUUAGCCAUUCAACAUCAACGACAACAACGACUCCAGUAACGAUGGUGCCGGUGCCAACAGCCCAACAGACGGCCACUUGGUACCUAGCACCGUCGUCGUCUUCGUCGCCAUCCAACAACAGCAGCACAGGGGCGGCCAGUGGGGACCCGGGAUCACCGUCGUCUCCGUUCGCCUCCUUCUACUGUGGCCAUUAGCAGCAUUGCAUCGAAUUCGAAUUGUGUAGUUAUAGGUUUAAGGAUCGCGAUUUAGCCACCAAGUGUGUGCUAAAAAGAUUUUUUAUUUAUUCACCCCAUUCCUAGUUUGUUUAUAUGCCAUUUUAGUUGAAUUUGCCCUACUUGGGCAUGGUUUUGAUUUACUUCAGUUUGUAUGUUGAUUGGUUACCACAUUUGUUUCUCAAUUGUAAAUACUUUCGAAGCGGAUUUCAAAAUUUUACAAACUAUUCGUACUGUUAGUCAAUGAUUUUUCAAUUUAUUUAUUUAUUAUUAGAUUUAGAUUAGAUUGACUACACGCGCUCAACGAAUUAUUUAAAAUUAACUAUCAAGAGAAAAAGAAACCUGCUAAUCAUAAUCAAACUUGUUACGAAUCUUAAAAAAAGAAAGAUAGUCUGUCGUUUCCGUGUUUUCUGUGCUAAAAAUCUUGAACUUCUCGUUUUACAUUUCUGCCACUGUCUCAUGUUACAUCUUGAAGGCAACAAAACUGUAACUAGAGUUUAUAUUUAAGGAAUUGAGUGUAAUCAAAAAAGGCCAUUCACUUUACAACUGAACCAAAAAUACAAAUCAGCGAAAAAAGUGUGUGUAUGAGAGAGAGAGAAAAAAACGAGUUCACAGUCGUAAGUUCACCGUAUUUUUCAAUAGUUGUUAGAUCCUAAGCGAUGCACGAAAAUUAGCAGAAAUCCGAUAUAUGUAGUGAGAGAAAAGAGGUUAGAGGACUGAUAGCAUUCGAAAUGUGCAAUUUGUGGUGAGUGCUGUACGAUAGUAAAUAUAUGUACAACAUGAGAGAAUUGAUUAAGACAACUGAUUUAUGCUGCUGGAGCUCAAAAAUGUUUUUGUGAACAUUUUGUUAGAAAAAGUAGUUAUCUCGUGGUGUAUGGAUCUAGACGCAACUUCCACUGAUCGGUUUUUUAAACAAUAAAAGUCGUUUAGAAAGAAAAUGACAAAUCCGAUAUGUGAAAUUAAUAAAUGAAGUCUCUCUUGUGCAAUUUAUAAA